CUUGACCAGUGAAGCACACGGCCUCGAUCAUUCCGGAAUUUCCUUCGUCUUAGCGAACUCCAUUUCCUCACCUUUCGGGUAUUUACUCUCUUUCCUUCGAACACCAUGAAGACCUCGACGUUCCUGCUCCUCGCUGUUGCGGUUGGUGCCAGUGCCGCUCAGAACGAGACCCAGACGUGCGAUAUGGGCGCCAUCGAGGGCAAAUUGCUGCCGAACGGCACGACCUGGCACGACAGCUGCGCCGCCGCUACGGGCGUAGACGUGUUCGAUCUCAGCUCGCUCCCGACGAAGACAGAGGCCAAGACCGUCCAGCAAUCGCGAGACUGCGUCAACUACCUUAACCAGCUCAACCAGAAGGCCAACUCGGAGAUCCAAUGCCAGACGACGGUGGGCGACCAGACCGUCAGUUUCGCUUCGCUGCUUACGGAUCUGCUCAAGGGCCAAUCCAGCAACAAGACCAAGGAAGCUGUUGUCGGCUCGGACAGCAUGUCCGGCAGCGUAUCGCUAUCCGCCAGUGACUCGGACAGUGAAUCCGCCUCAGCUAGUGCCUCAGGCAGCGAGUCCGAAGAGAGCAGCUCUGGGUCAGAGGAGGACGCGUCAGCAGACGCUCAGAAGGACAGCGAGAGCGCCUCCAAGAGCAGUGCCGCCGCCAUCACCGCCACCUUUUCCGUCGUCGCAGCUGCCGCGACCACCGUGCUCGCUUUUGCACUUUAGACUUGUGGUCAGCGUCUGCGACUACCACUGCCAAUUAAAGUUUUGAGCGUUGAUGAUAAAUCUCCUUUUUACAUUUUGAAGCAUUCGUUGACGUUGUGCGUGCUUACUUUUACGCCGACCGAAACAUAAACAUAUCAGCAUCUGCACGAUUGAUCAUCGCCC
This is a messenger RNA of Phytophthora nicotianae INRA-310, 876 nucleotides long. RefSeq lists its product as hypothetical. Lineage: Eukaryota; Oomycota; Peronosporomycetes; Peronosporales; Peronosporaceae. The coding region runs from base 106 to 714 and encodes 202 amino acids. The record is from RefSeq and is a predicted model, not a curated record. Gene Ontology annotation, cellular component: extracellular region. The transcript has a single exon.